Messenger RNA from Paramormyrops kingsleyae, 1545 nucleotides. It is a transcript of the gene tagln, whose product is annotated as transgelin. NCBI's taxonomy places the organism in Eukaryota, Metazoa, Chordata, Actinopteri, Osteoglossiformes, Mormyridae. Gene Ontology annotation, biological process: actin filament organization. Gene Ontology annotation, molecular function: actin filament binding. The record is from RefSeq and is a predicted model, not a curated record. Gene Ontology annotation, cellular component: actin cytoskeleton.
UUUAAGGCUGUAAUUUCCUUUCUCUCUCUCUCUUUCCAGACAAACUCAGUGCGGUGAAGUCAUUUUAGCUCAUCUGCACUUUUUAAAUCGGCACUCCUACAGGGAGGACUCUGCACUCAGCUUGGAGCCAGCGCGAGCAUAACCAGCGAACUUGCACACGUCCGACCGAGCCUCCACCCGCCUGUGGUCCACGCCCUCAACCUUUCACUCUUCCUCCACAAAAGUCCAGAAAGUCGUGGUGUAUUGACGUCAAGAUGGCCCAGCCAGCACCAACCAUGGCUAACAAAGGUCCCUCCUACGGCCUGAGCCGCGAGGUACAAGGAAAGAUAGACAAGAAGUACGACCCAGAGCUGGAAGAGCGGCUGGCGCAAUGGAUCAUAGCCCAGUGCGGGAGCGGGGUGGGUCAACCAGAGCCUGGGAAGACUGGUUUCCAGACCUGGCUAAAGGAUGGCUGCGUGCUGGCUGAGCUGAUUAACAGCCUGUACCCCGGUGACAAGCCCAUCAAGAAGAUCCAGAGCUCAGGCAUGGCCUUCAAGCAGAUGGAGCAGGUGUCUCAGUUCCUGGCUGCAGCGGAGCGUUAUGGUGUCACCAAGACCGACAUGUUCCAGACUGUGGACCUCUGGGAGGGGAAGGACUUGGCAGCGGUUCAGAGGACCCUGGUGGCACUGGGCAGCCUGGCAAUUACUAAGGACGAUGGCACUUACCGUGGCGACCCCAGCUGGUUCCACAAAAAAGCCCAGGAGAACCGACGGGAUUUCAGUGAGGAUCAGCUGAAGGAGGGCAAGAAUGUCAUCGGAUUGCAGAUGGGCUCCAAUAAAGGAGCAUCUCAGGCCGGCAUGACGGGGUACGGCCGACCCCGACAGAUCCACAACUGAGCCUCCUCACCACCUCCCAGCAGCCCCUCCCCCAUCGGCCCUGCCCCUUGCUCCUCCCCUCGACCAAUCAAAGAUUGGAGCAACUCCACACGUUCAGUCUUAACAAAUUGGACUGGCUCCUCGAGAACUUUGUGAAGACCAGAAGAAACAGUGAGCGAAUAAUCCACGAGAAAAGCUGACCAAACUGCCAACCUGUCAAGAAGAAACACACUAUGCAAGGAUAAUGACGACUACACCAUAUUUCCCCAUCUACAUAGUCAACCAUACAUUUAAAUAUGUAAAUGUUUUUGCAAAUCUUAGUGUACACUGUAAAUUAAAGCCUUAAUUCCAAGUAGCCAGAACACUGCAUGCGUUUCUAUUAUAAAACAUCCUCGUCUUGUAUCAAGUUGAAGUUCAGUCAAUCGCAGCACUGACACGGAUGACCACGUUCACCGCCAUGAAGGUCACCAUGCAGGUGCUGCUUGUGCCAAAUUUACACUCCGCGGCUUGGCCCUGAGACACAGGUCUGCUUCCUUCUAUCAAAUGCGAGAGGGCUACUGGGAAAGUGAGCACAGCUCUUUCCCUCCAGAGAUCCCGGCCGUGGCCAUUAGCUGUCCCCACUAAUGCAGAGUGUUUUUGUACAUCGUAACUGAAAGCAAUUUUGAAAUAAAGAUCAAGAUUAAUUUUAAAA